This is a messenger RNA of Darwinula stevensoni, 1326 nucleotides long. NCBI's taxonomy places the organism in Eukaryota, Metazoa, Arthropoda, Ostracoda, Podocopida, Darwinulidae. The record is from the annotation of a GenBank genome assembly.
AUGAGUCAGCUGUCGCACAUCCAUGCGGCACCACUUACAAGUGGCCAGAAGCAUAUUACCACGAUGAGGCUCAUGAAAUCCAAAUAUGAAUCGAGUGCAACGACCAACCCAACAGAUAAGAAAGAGCCGGGACGCAACCGGAGAAGCAGGGGGGGGGGGUUCAUCCCCCAGUGGAGAGAAAAGUACCACUUCCAGUACGUGAUCGGUGCCGGCACGGAGCGAGUCGCGGACCGACGUCCUUCGUCCGGUUCCACUUCCGCCAAGGACUCCCUCAUCGGGUCCCGCACGUUCUGCCGCACCUUCCCCUGGCAUUUCAUUACCGAUCGGGGGAUGAGGAUCCUCCAGCUGGGCACCGGGCUCUCCGCCUUGUUCGGGCACGACGACGUCGUCGGCGUCCGACGAGUGUCCGAGUUCUUCGAGGUCUUAGGGCCCGACCCGGACCUGGAACUCGAGUGGGAGAACAUCACGCUGCGCCUCAACGUCCCCUUCACGCUCAGGGUCAAGAAGGUUCUCAACGGCAUCUCCAAGCUCACUAUCGGAAUGGAGCUGAAAGGGCAGAUGGUGUCAUGCGAAGAGUCGGAUUCCCUGCUCUUCCUCGGCUCCCCCCUCGUCGACGGCCUGGACUCCUUGACGUCCAAGGGACUCUACAUAUCCGACAUCCCUGUCUACGACAUGACCAGGGAUGUCAUGCUCGUCGGGGAACAUUCCCGCGCACAGGAGAGCUUGAAGAGGCGUAUGGACGCGCUGAAGAAAUCGAUCGAAGAGGCGAGUCAUGCCGUGGAUCUAGAACAAGAAAAAAACGUGAACCUCCUCCAUCUCAUCUUCCCUCCCGACAUAGCCAAGAGGCUCUGGCUCGGUGAGACGAUCGAGGCGAAGCAGCACAAGGAGGUGACGAUGCUGUUCAGCGACAUCGUGGGCUUCACGGGGAUCUGUGCCUCGGCCACGCCGUUGCAAGUCAUCGACAUGCUCCAGCAGCUUUACACGCAGUUCGAUUCCCUGUGCGAUCAGUUCGACGUCUACAAGGUGGAAACAAUAGGGGACGCGUAUUGUGUUGCGGGGGGAUUGCAUAAACCCAGCACGACCCAUGCUCAAAGGACGGCCUGGAUGGCCCUCCGAAUGAAACAAAUUUGCUCCCACCAUCGAACUCACGAUGGCCUGCCCAUCAGGAUGCGGAUCGGCCUGCACACGGGGGACGUUCUGGCGGGGGUGGUGGGUCGGACCAUGCCCCGAUACUGCAUGUUCGGCAACAACGUUUCCCUCACGAACAAGUUCGAAUCGCUCAGCCAACCGCAGGAGAUCAACGUCAGCCCGACUACCUACGAGUAA